AAGGCAAGCCUAAUAUUUCUUUGAAUUGCUUUUGCGUCGGUACUCGUCUAUUUGUUAACCGAGUAAUCAGCACUUGAACAACACAAAUCCAGCAAUCAAAACAGUAUGCAAACGGUGGAACCGGCGACGGUGUAAACAGGUGGUGACCGGUCGGUCAGUCAGUGCUGAGGUGUUCAACAGUGAUCUAGCGGAUUGGCUCCUCGCUUGGUAGGAAAUCAGUAAAUAGUAAGCAAACCAUCUCCAUAAAAAUGGAUGAUCGCGGCAAAAACAUAAGACGACGGGUUAACAUGCCUAAUGCCGACCAAAGUACAACCGAUCCAUUACUACGGCAAACACAAACACAAGAUGAGAAUGUGGGAUUGAAAAGUCUCUUUGUUACCCGCAACAGAAUCAGGUGGUACUGGGCUCCAGUAUUCAUUGGCUUGUGGCUGAUACUGUAUUUCACGGUUGCUAUACCUGCAUUCCAUCGUUUACCCCAUCCAUUGAACAUUAAAGAUGAGGCCAAAUAUCCCGACCGUUUCAUUGCUGAAAGAGCGGAAAUAAAUCUGCAGAAAUUAGUUGAGCUAGGACCGCGAGUAGUUGGUAGCGAAGCCAAUGAAAAAGGAGCCAUAACCUAUUUCCAUGCGUAUGUACAAAAGCUUAAGAGCGAAGCUAAAUAUAUCUACGAAAUCGAAGCAGAUGUGCAAAUCGCUUCCGGAAGUUACGUACACUGGGAAAUGGUUAACAUGUAUCAAAAUAUACAGAACUUUGUGAUCAAAGUGGGACCCAAAAACUACAAUGGAACAUCGUACUUGUUGGUAAAUUGCCAUUACGACUCCGUACCCAGUGGACCAGGAGCAGGGGAUGAUGGCGCAAUGGUGGCUAUUAUGUUAGAAACUAUACGUGUAUUGUCAAAAGCGGAGAAGCCUUUAAGAAAUCCAGUUGUAUUCCUGUUUAACGGUGCCGAAGAAAAUCCUUUGCAAGCCUCACACGCUUUUAUUACGCAGCACAAAUGGGCAAAAUAUUGCAAGGCUUUAAUAAACUUGGACUCCGCUGGCAAUGGUGGUCGCGAAAUUCUCUUCCAAUCUGGGCCAAAUCAUCCUUGGUUAAUGAAGCAUUACAGAAAUGCAAUUGUCCAUCCUUAUGCUUCCACGGUAGCUGAAGAGAUGUUCCAAAGGCACUUCAUUCCAUCCGAUACAGAUUUCCGUAUUUUCAGAGACCAUGGAAAGGUGCCUGGUCUCGAUAUGGCACAUCAAUAUAACGGCUAUGUGUAUCAUACACGUUAUGAUCGGCCAGAAAUCUUACCAAGAGGUAGCUUGCAGAACACUGGUGAUAAUGUUUUGGCCUUGGUAAGAGAAAUAGCUAAUGCUCACGAAUUAGAAGAUACAUCGAAAUACUCCGAGGGGCAUACAGUUUUCUUUGAUGUAAUGGGCUCAUUUUUAGUAUUUUACACUGAAACCGAAGGCAUUAUUUUGAACGUUGUUGUUUGUUUGGCCGCCAUUGCUGCAUGUGGUUAUUCAUUCUUCCAAAUGUCAAAUUGUACCGGCCUGAAACUGCGCCAUGUCCUGAGGCGAUCUUUGAAUACGUUCUUAGUGCAAGUGGUUGCUGUUUUAAUCGCUGCUUUAUUAGUCUUCCUAAUGGGCAUAUUUAUGGACCUGAUUCACCUACCAAUGUCAUGGUUUACACACUCGUGGUUGAUAUUGGGUUUAUAUUUUUGCCCGCUCUUCUUCGGUUUUGCGAUUAUUCCAGCUCUGUACUUUCACUAUACGAAGGAUGAUCGUUUUCCAAUGGGAUAUCGCGUGCAGCUGCUGUUACAUUGUCAUUGUCUGUUUCUAUCAGCACUAACGUUGCUUAUGACUAUUUGUAAAAUUCGUUCAGCCUUUAUGUUUACCAUAGCUAUUUUGUUCUACACAAAUUCAUUGAUAAUUAAUCUGGCGACAAAACUUCAUAAUAAACCUAUGGCUUGGAUGAUACCUCAUAUUAUCUGUGGCAUCCCGCCGUUUAUAUUUUAUGCAUAUUUGUCGCACGGAUUCUUUGUUACAUUUAUACCGAUGACUGGACGGUUUGGCGCUUCCGUAAAUCCCGAUUUAAUUAUUUGCGCCUUUACGGUUGGCGUGGGCAUACUUACUGGUGGCUUCAUGAUUCCUUGUCUAAAUUUAUUCAGGAAAUCGAGGACUAUCAUUUGCUCGCUGCUCGGAUUAACUUUGGUUUGUUUGAUUAUAGCCGCUACUCCACUCGGUUUCCCAUACAGACCAGAAACAAAUGUUCAACGGUUCUCCAUUUUGCACACACGACGUACUUUCCGUGAUAUGCACAAUGAAGUGCGCCGAGUCGAAACGGGUUAUUAUAUUUUACCUCAGGACAGGAGGACAUAUUCAGUUAAAAAUAAUGUGAUAAAUAUGACGUUGGCAAGACCAAUAAUGGACGAUUGUGAAACAGAAAUGUUAUGUGGGCUGCCCCUGUAUAAUCACAGGUGGCAUAAAUCAAGAGCGUCUAGUAUUUGGAUACCUGGACCGGAGCCCACGUUCGACAAUAUGCCUGUCAUAAAUGUUACUUCCAAAAAUCAAAUAAGUAAGACAAAAUUACGGUAUGAUUUUGAAUUGACUGGUCCCGACCAUAUGGGCAUUUUUAUAAGACCUCUUAAUGAAGGUAGGGUAAUUGAAUGGUCUUUCCAUUGGACACCAUUGCGUAUGGAGUGGGAACCGCCUUAUUUUAUUUAUUUCUCAUAUGGAAUAAACGGGGAUCCUCUAAAGUUUUGGUUGGAAAUCGAGAAAAAAGGUGGUGAUUGGAGUAAACCAAAUCUAGAAAUAGGCAUUGGCGGACAUUGGAAUCACCAUGAAGAUAAACAAACGCCCGAAUUCAAAAAGUUCCUUGCUAGCUUCCCCAAUUAUGUCGAUCCAAUUGCCUGGCCGGCUUCAUACGACACUUGGAUAUUCUAGACUCCAUUAGAUGAAUUAAUUAUCAUAGACCUUUAAGUUUAUGGUGUCUAAUAAAAAAUGUUCUAUUAAGACCCUAUGAAA
Messenger RNA from Musca domestica (house fly), 2999 nucleotides. RefSeq names its product endoplasmic reticulum metallopeptidase 1. The record is from RefSeq and is a predicted model, not a curated record. The coding region runs from base 249 to 2918 and encodes 889 amino acids. The transcript has 13 exons. Gene Ontology annotation, molecular function: metalloexopeptidase activity. Lineage: Eukaryota; Metazoa; Arthropoda; Insecta; Diptera; Muscidae. Gene Ontology annotation, biological process: proteolysis.